CUCAAUCUUUGACUCUCAAAACUAGGAAAACCCACAUUUUUUAAACUAAAUUACAAACAAAAACCCCUAAAAUUAAACCCUUUUGAAUUGUGAUCAAAAUGUUGAUUAAAGUGUUUUUAAUUCAGUUUUGUACAGAUGGUGGUUGCUGAAAUUUAAAAAGGAGGAAUAUUUUUUUUUAAAUCAAAACAUAUUUAUGAUGAUUGAAACGGCGGUGUUGGUUGAUUAUUUGGUGCCUUCAUGGUGGGAGAUCAAAGUGGCAGUGGCGGCGUCGCUAUUCGUGAUCGUUUCUUAUUGGUUUUUUGCAUUGCAAAGCGAAGAUGGCGAAGGCGGUGAUCGAUCGCAGCUUUUGAAUAAUUCCGCUGAUGGAGUUCUUGACGAUAAAGACAAGAUAGUCCAGUCGAAAGGAGAUCUUCAAACUAAUUCUCCAUAUCUAAUCAAGGUGGAAUUGCUGGCAGCUAAGAAUCUCAUUGGUGCUAACUUGAAUGGCACAUCAGAUCCUUAUGCUAUAAUUACCUGUGGUUCCGAAAAGAGAUUCAGUUCAAUGGUCCCUGGUUCAAGAAACCCCAUGUGGGGAGAGGAGUUCAAUUUCUCUGUAGAUCAACUUCCUGUCCAGAUAAAUGUGACCAUAUAUGACUGGGAUAUAAUUUGGAAGAGUGCAGUUCUCGGUUCAGUUACUGUUACCGUUGACAGUGAAGGUCAAAGUAAUGCAGUAUGGCAUACCUUAGAUAGCACAUCAGGACAGGUUUGUCUACAUAUCAAAACUAUAAAACUCCCUGGGAAUUGUUCCAGGGGUAUAAAUGGAUAUACUGGAACUAAUUCUCGAAGAAGGAUUUCUUCAGAUAAGCAGGGACCUACAGUGGUUCACCAAAAGCCAGGGCCUUUACAAACAAUAUUUAAUCUCCUUCCAGAUGAGGUUGUGGAGCAUAGUUACUCUUGUGCACUUGAGAGAUCAUUCUUGUACCAUGGUCGUAUGUAUGUCUCUGCAUGGCACAUCUGUUUCCAUUCUAAUGUGUUCUCCAAACAAAUGAAGGUGGUGAUACCAUUGGGGGAUAUAGAUGAGAUUCGUAGAAGUCAGCAUGCAUUCAUUAAUCCUGCGAUAACAAUUAUUCUUCGGAUGGGUACUGGUGGGCAUGGUGUACCUCCAUUGGGGAGCUCUGAUGGUAGAGUCAGGUAUAAAUUUGCAUCAUUUUGGAACAGGAACCAUGCACUAAGAGCUUUACAGCGUGCAGCAAAGAACUAUCAUGCAAUGUUGGAAGCUGAAAAGAAGGAAAGGGCCGAAUCAGCAUUGCGUGCACAUAGCAGCUCCAUGAGAGGUAGUAGAAGGCAAGCUACGGCUCCCAAAGAUAAUGCAUCUAAACCUGAAAAAUCUCAAGCUUUUAUCAAAGAAGAAGUUCUUGUUGGUAUCUUCAAUGAUGUAUUUCCAUGCACUGCUGAGCAGUUCUUUAAUUUAUUAUUAAGUGAAGACUCUAGUUUUACUAACGAGUACCGUUCAGUACGGAAGGAUACAAAUCUUUCGAUGGGACAGUGGCAUGCCGCUGACGAAUAUGAUGGCUUAGUGAGAGAGAUAACAUUCAGAACCAUUUGUAAUAGUCCCAUGUGUCCUCCAGACACUGCCAUGUCAGAGUAUCAACAUUCUGUUUUAUCAUCGGAUAAGAAAAAGCUUGUUUUUGAAACUGUACAGCAGGCACAUGAUGUUCCAUUCGGCACCUACUUUGAGGUUCAUUGCCGAUGGUGCGUGGAGAACAACAGUGAAAAUUCGUCUAUUUUAGAUAUAAAAGUCGGUGCACAUUUUAAGAAAUGGUGUGUGAUGCAAUCGAAAAUCAAGUCGGGCGCUAUCAACGAGUACAAGAAAGAGGUAGAGGUGAUGUUGGAUGUCGCCCGCUCAUAUAUCAAGUCGCAUACUACCGGUGGUGAGACCAAUAACUCAGCAUUCUCACCCUCAGAUACACAAAAUAUCAGCUAGUAUUAAACUGGGGUAAUUUACUUCCUGUGAUUUUAUUGUAUAAUUUUUAUCCUUUUAGUACACGUAAUCUAAGUAAUACGUAGAGGUACUAGGGUUUUAUUUUAAAAGGCCUUGGGGUGUAUAAUGUAACUUAACCUUUAUCUUUCGAAGGGAAGUAUAUUAUUGUGUUAUUCAAUGUUCAUCAAUAUACAUUUUACAUUA
Hibiscus syriacus is the source of this 2164-nucleotide messenger RNA. RefSeq names its product BAG-associated GRAM protein 1-like. NCBI's taxonomy places the organism in Eukaryota, Viridiplantae, Streptophyta, Magnoliopsida, Malvales, Malvaceae. The coding region runs from base 194 to 1963 and encodes 589 amino acids. The transcript is spliced from 18 exons. The record is from RefSeq and is a predicted model, not a curated record.